UCGCAGAUUGUGUGCAGGAAUUGAGAGCGGCCCCUUUAAGACUCGGGCGCCUAGUGAUGACGUCACACUUCCGCCCAAUCUCAAAAUGGCUGCCUCUGAGCUGGGCGGAAGUAAGAUACGGCUACGACAUCCCCGGAUGUAAGGAGGCGUUGUGAUUGGGUGCUGGAAUAGAGCGGAGGGGCGGAGUCACGGCGGCAACCCGGAAGCGCCGAGUGCGAGCUGCCACUGUCCGCCCGGCGCAGAGCUGCUUUGAUGCUCCUCGUUAUGCCCGGCCAUGCUGAUGUCAGCCUCCCACCCGAGGAGCGUGUCCGGAGCCUGACGCAGAUCGGGAGCGCUGUGGAAGUGAAUGAGGAUGUCCCACUGCGACGCUACUAUCGCUCCGGCGUGGAAAUGCUCCGCAUGGCAGCUGUUUACUCAGAGGAGGGCAAUAUUGAGCAUGCCUUCAUCUUAUACAACAAGUACAUCACGCUCUUCAUUGAGAAGCUGCCAAAGCACCGUGAUUUCAAAACUGCCACCACACCUGAAAGGAAGGAGACGAUGAAAAAGCUGAAGGAUGUAGCCUUUCCCAGGGCUGAAGACCUCAAGAAGGAGCUAUUGCAGAGGUACAUGAAGGACUACGCUAAGUACACUGAGCAGAAGAAAGAGAAGGAAGAGGAAGAUGCCCGCAACUUGGCUUUGCAGCAGCAAUUGGAAGAGGAAAGGAAUCGUGUAGCCUUAAUGAAGCAGCAGCAGGCAGAGCAAGAGCAGUUUCUUGCCUUCGAGGAGAUGAUUCGACAACAGGAGCUAGAAAAGGAACGUUUGAGGAUAGUGCAAGAAUUUGGAAAGCCAGAGCCAAGUCCUGAGUCUCUAGAUGGACCCCUCAUCCCCGGCAUAGAAAAACCACCUACUGAUUUAACCCCAAGGGUUCCCGUCUCUUCAGAUCACCCUGCGAGUCCAUCGAUGGGGAAUGUCUCAUCCAACCCUCCUGCUGUGGACAGAUCUUUGAAACCUAGUGCGCUGGGGGGCACAGAACACACUGCAGGUGUGGAUGCCCUUCGCCAGGUCAUUGUCCCCAGGGAGCUGUGCCAUAAAUUCCUCCAGCUGGCUGAUGCCAACACGGCCCGAGGUGUGGAGACCUGUGGGAUCCUCUGUGGUAAGCUGAUGAGGAAUGAGUUCACCAUAACCCACGUCAUCGUUCCCAAGCAGUAUGGAGGCCCUGAUUAUUGCAACACAGAGAACGAGGAGGAACUCUUCCUGAUCCAGGACCAGCACGGCCUCGUUACGCUCGGCUGGAUCCAUACUCACCCCACGCAGACAGCUUUCCUCUCCAGCGUCGACCUGCACACACACUGCUCCUACCAGAUGAUGCUGCCGGAGUCCAUCGCUAUUGUGUGUUCUCCAAAGUACCAGGAGACAGGGUUUUUCAAGCUGACAGAACAUGGCCUGCAGGAGAUCUCUUCUUGUCGACAGAAAGGAUUCCACCCACACUCCAAAGACCCUCCUCUCUUCACUACCUGCAAUCAUGUGUCUGUAGUCGAGAGAGAUGUGGUGCUGAUGGAUCUACGAUAGGCGUCUUGCCUUGACUCCUUACUCUAAAACCACCUGCCUUCCCUCUAGGCUUAGGUAAAGUUUGGGUUCCUUCUGCAACAGAUGAUUUCCACCGUGUGGUGCCCCUUCCCUUCCUCCCUGAGCACGGUGAAAUCAGUUCCCUGACCUCAGCUCAUGAACUCGGUGCCUGUUGUUGGACUGGUGAAAGGGCGUUGAGGUUCGAGGUGUGGGGAGAAGUUAACUGGAGAUUCAAAGAGGGAAGCUAACACUGAAGCCGUUAUUUAAUUUAGAGCUUGACCAGCUUCUUGGCUGGGGAGGGCCCUGCAAGUUGCUGCAUCCUUGAGCUGUGAAACCUCUUCAAGUGCUUUCCUAAGUGGGACCUGCCCAAAUUAACCCAUGUUCUGCUUUGCCUCUCUUUCUGGGUUGGUAAACUGUGGCCUUGAGCAUGGCUGGUUGGAGCAGACAAAUCCUUGUUGCCAUUUAAAACAAAACCUUCCUAACACAUCUCACUCCAUACAAGAGCCCAUCCUCCCUCCUGGUGCUCACAUUUGUGCCCAGUGGAACAAGAAGGGACCCCAACUGUUGUGCUCUCUCCUUCCUUUGGGAACCCCCAUUUCAGGAGUUCAGGGUGAGAAGAUUCCUGGAUGCUUUAAUUCCAGGGAUGCUGAGCGGGAUAUCUGAUUGCUUUCUUCCUUUUCCUGGAUGGGACACUGGCUGCAGUGAGGGUUUGGGUUUAUCUGGUGCUGGUGGGGUGACAGAGGAGGCUCUCCCACCUCUCAGUUCCAGCAUUGGUGCACUCUGUUGCUGAUCAAUAUGUGGAGCUCAGCUGCUUUCCCAACACUCCUGUUUCUUGAAUCCUUAAACACUCUCAUUCCCAGCUGCCUCUGCAAUCCUUAAGGUGUUAUGAAGCCUGUCCUUGCCAAACCGAGUGCCCCACAGUGUUGCUGUGAUGCAGGAAACCAUCUGGGGACCUUCUCUGUACCCUUUGCUGUUGAAACCUAAGCAGUGACUUUGCAUCCCCGAGCUGCCCACGCUGAGCCUCCACCCUCACCUGUAUCACCAUUGAAAGGUGGGAGGCUCAAAGUGUGAUGCAUCACCUCUCCAUGUCCUCCAUUGGGAUGCUCUGAUCAUCAGCAUGUAUCUGCAUGGGCAGGGGGAGGGUUGGAGACACACAUACAUGAAGGUGUUGUGCCCUUGUACUUCUACCUACAAGACAGGCAUUCGUUGGUGGAUGGUUUAAUACAGACAGGUUGUGUUA
Coturnix japonica (Japanese quail) is the source of this 2785-nucleotide messenger RNA. The record is from RefSeq and is a predicted model, not a curated record. Lineage: Eukaryota; Metazoa; Chordata; Aves; Galliformes; Phasianidae.